Messenger RNA from Acyrthosiphon pisum (pea aphid), 1383 nucleotides. RefSeq names its product glutathione S-transferase 1-1. Gene Ontology annotation, molecular function: glutathione transferase activity. Lineage: Eukaryota; Metazoa; Arthropoda; Insecta; Hemiptera; Aphididae. The transcript is spliced from 5 exons. Gene Ontology annotation, biological process: glutathione metabolic process. The record is from RefSeq and is a predicted model, not a curated record. The coding region runs from base 92 to 550 and encodes 152 amino acids.
GUCAUUAGUUCUCUCAUUGUAUAGUUAUUGCUGGUCGCUUAAGGUUGUAGGAUUUAAUAUUGUUUAAACACCGUAACAAUUUUCUGAAAAAAUGACUUCAACGUUAAUAAAGUAUAAUGUCAUACUUAUAGUACUAUGCAUCGGAAUCACGUUGAUUCAUAAUUCGUCAGAAGUCAAAAAGGAUGUCAUCUUAUACUACAAUCAUCUCAGCCCGCAAUGCAGAUCCGUUUUGUUGACUCUCGGAGCUUUUGAUUUGGAAAUUACUUUAAUACCUAUUGAUCUUUUGAAUGGCGAACAACUUCCAGAAAAACUCCGCGAAAUAAAUUCUCUACACACUGUACCGGUACUAGAGGACGGUGACUUUGUUUUGUCGGAAAGUAAUGCAAUCAUCGUGUACUUGGUCCAACAAUACGGCGGAAGUGAUCAUUCGCUGUAUCCCAAAGACCUGAAAAUUCAAGCUCAGGUCAACCAAAUACUGAAUUUUGAAAGCAGAACCUUGUAUCCGGCUAUUAAAAAUUUAUACAUGAAUAUUCACUUUAUUAUUAUAUAGAUCAAUAAGCAACGGUUAUUAAUUUAUGGCUAUCGUUUAAUGCAAUUGCUUAUCCGCUCGGUGUUUUUAAACACGUCAGGUACCUGCUACCUACCAUUUAUAUUUUCACACAAACGCUGAAUAUUCCAUACCAACCAAUUAUUAAACGUUUUACGUGAUAUCUACUGAAACGGUUCACCCGAUCGGGCGAUCCGUGUCGUAAAUAACAAACUCUUGAAUUUGUUUAUAGUAAUCAGUUCUUUCUAUUUCUAUCUAAAUUCUAUUAUAUUUACAAUAGGGACCAAGUAAAGCGUCGAUUUGUGCCGACCAGACUUAAUAAGUGGGUCGACACAAUCGGAGGUGCUUGGGUUAUGAUCGGGCAAUUGCCGGAUCCUAUUUACAUAUUUAUGAAUGGUAUUGAUAUUUAGUUAUAUACAAUAAUUAUCGGGCGGGGGAGUCGGCCGUCGUCGGUACAAACUUAGUUAAGUGGUACUCCGACGAUGAACCAGACUCGGGUCGAUCAACUUAGUUAAGUGUCGAGGUUGUACGAGUGGUGGCCCUGAAAAGGGCCGUUUAUUAGGAUAGCGCCGGAGUUCGGUGACUGCUCGGUAAUAUCCUAAGCUGGAUCAGUUGAUGGCGAUGAUUGCAGAUGGGUCGUCUCCGUGGAUCGGCGUAGUUGCCCUCUGGUCGAUGAUUGUGUUCGUGGCACUCGCGGAUCACGUGGAAUGAUCUCGAUCUUGGUGUCCGGCGAUCAUACGACGUUUGGGACCGUGGAACGGCGUGUCGUACUGUCGUCGCGGAUUUGCCGGUCGAUGCAAUUACUCGCCGUGGAACGGGAGUGUUGUUGGUGUCCG